AUGUCCCAGGUCCCAUCGAGCAAGCUCGGGAACCAGGAGCCUACAUAUGGGUCUUCGACUCCCGAGUCAAGCAGGUGGUUUCGCCAGCGCAUGCGCCGACCCCGACAGCCUUCGACUCCGCCUGCUAUUCAACCGGAAUUGGCCUCUGGUGAUGUCUUCCUUGCGACUCAGCGCCGGACUGUGUCUACUCCAUUGGAAGCCAACUAUUUAAAUGGCGGUAUGCCUUCGCUGCUCGCCGUUUCUUUGGCCGACUCGACCCUGCAAGGAAACCAGUCGCCACGUGCGUCUCCCUCGGUGCAGCGCCGCGCCUCCAUUUCUGGCACACCUUCGCCAUUGCGACAGCCGUUGAUUGUACGCCGUGCAAGUGUACAAAUUGCGCGUGGAUCGCCGAGGGACAAUGAAUUAGGAACUCGAACGACGCCACACAAAUCCGUAGACUCUCGAACUGCAGCAGCCUCUUCCAUGGGUGUCCCCCGUCACGAUUUGCGUCUCCCUCUUUCGGCUGGCCCCACAGGCCGGACCAGCAUUGACACCAGAUACAAUACCCCGCCUCAGUCACCACCCGACAUUACGCCCUACACGCCCAGUCCUUUGGCUGAGCAACCGUCACAGACGUCAGACUCGCUACAGCGCAUGAAUACGAGCUUAGGCACUUCAGGGACUUUACCAGCCUCAAUGGAAGAGCCCUUGUCAGAUAUGCGCAGUUUGAAUGUCUCGUACAACUUGGCCAGGGAAAGUGCAACGGAGCGCCUGUCGCCUUCUUCCGCUUUCGGACCGUCGCACAGCACGCCCUCACCCGUCCUUAAGCGACGCACGACCCUCAUGUCACCCCUAGCCACGCUGGGCACUCCUUCGCUGUCGAACAAUCUUGCCAGUGCACGCGAUGGGAAGGCUGUGCCCAACUCCGUCAUGGACUCAGAUUCCAGUCACGUUGCUCCGCUCAUGAUUCGCACAGAUUUUGAUGACUUCCAUUGGGAAACGUUCGAUGCGCUGCCUACCUCGCCACUUCAAGAGACUCACCAGCCAGUGCUGUCGCCUCCUCAAGCUGUGGAUCUCGCACGCACAGGCAGGGGAUUUAUUGGCAUCGUCACUUCUGAAGAUGACGUUCCAUCUCAGGUUCAGCCUAUUACUACGCACUUGACAAUCAAGCAGUGCCCACUUUCGAGCUAUGCCUGCCUCGCGACGCCUUAUUCGCUGGUGGUUCUAGAUCUAGCGGGAUGCGGUCUCCAUGCGGUGCCCCGUGAGCUGGCCCAUUGCCAUGCGCUAGAGGAGCUGAAUAUCUCAAAUAACCCAUUAGGGGAUUCAGCCUCCGAUGCACCCUUUGCGCCGUUGCUGCAAAUACCACGUCUACGCGUGUUGCUGGCAGACGACUGCGGCCUGACAAUGAUCCCCGUCGAGAUCCUAUCGCUAACACAGCUUCAAAUUUUGGGUCUGCGUCGUAAUCAACUGGCCCACAUACCUUCCUGGCUGAGUCGCUUGGACUAUUUGCAGGUGUUGCUGAUUGAGGGCAAUACUAAUUGGACGGCCCCAUGGCGCUCUAUACUUACACCCCUACUGGAAAUGGAGCAUUCUCUAGACCGCGAGUCAACUGAGCUGGCGCCACAGGCAUCGGGUAAAUUUGGGGUGACAGGUGGUGAGCCACGACGGCCCGGAAGCUCGCCGGGUUUAUUCCAGCGGCUCCGCAAUGGUACGGCACGUGUGAUGUCAAACUCUGAACGUUCGUCUAAGUGGUUUCGCAGCAAGGAAUCGACAGCACCCGCCGAGACGGCGCGCAACGCCUCGAAGCCUAGUCCUCCUAGCGCCAAUCUGCGCAGCCUCAUGGUUCCACUUAGCGCGCCCAGCCAAACAACCGUUCUCCCAAUGCCGUCGCUGGGGGAGAAAAACGAAGAGCUACCGUUUCCGUCUUUCUUUUUGCCUAUCUACAACAACGAGGAUGGCGAUGCGGCGGUUCGCUGGUUGAAGAAGUAUGGGGUAUUGCACGUGCACCAAUUGCUGGAAUAUCUUCGUGACAUGGAUGAUUUGCGACCCGAGCAGCACCGCGAAACGAUACCGGUCUCCUUGCCGGUGAGCAGUAGUGCAUUGGGAAGUCCUGGUAUCUCGUAUUCGGCCAUCUCCUCUAUUGCUGGCAGUGAUUCUACACCACUCGAUACACCUGGCGAAGUGGCUCUUCGAGGUGGUAUUUUAGAAGAAGCUGGUGCGAAUACUUUUGCCUCGCCAAGUACAGGUACCUCUACUACGGCUGGGAGCACAGAUGUGAAAGAAAAUGCCAUCAAGCGUGGCUUGGUACUCAAUGAAGUUAUUGAGACGGAAAGGACUUAUGUUGCGGGACUGUCUGAGCUGAUGGAUAUCUACGUACAAGGUGCACGACAACCUCUGGAUUCUGGGACAGAUGAGCGUGUCAUGUCUGUGCCGAUGGAGCGCCUCGUAUUUGGCCAUGUCGAAGGCAUUGUGCAUUUCCACCGCGAUGCUUUCCUUCCCUCGCUUGAACAAGCGACUUAUCGCCUUAAGAUGUUGACUGAUCCUAAUUCAGAGGCGUAUCCGGCUAUAACGGCACAGAUUGCUGCUGAUGUGGCGAACGUGUUUUCGGAACACGCGGCCUACUUCAAAAUGUAUAUGAACUAUGUCAACCAGUACGAAACUGCGGUUUCCUCUAUUGCCAAGUGGUCGGAACCGUCGACCAUGCGCAGCCGACCGACUAUGAAAACCUCGAGUUCAUCGCUGACCAAUAGAGCUCAGCGACUUUUGCUGUCUGACUCGCCAGUGGAAGAGCGUGGCUCCGAUGAUAUUAUUCUCUCUGCGAGCGAACAACGGCGCUUCCAAUCCUACAUGCGGCGAUGCCGUCGGGACCCUCGACACAGUCAAAUCAGUCUGGAAGGAUAUUUGCUUUUGCCCAUCCAGCGCAUUCCCCGGUAUCGCAUGAUGUUGGACCAGUUGAUUAAGUGCACGUCCAGUGAUAUGCUGCCAGAUACUGACCGUGAGUCGCUUGCACGGGCAUUUGCCCACAUAUCGCUAGUCGCAUCGUGGGUGAAUGAGGGCAAGCGCCAAUCGGAGCAGGGUCGACGCCUGUUGCAAUGGCAGAUGAAGCUCCGUGGAAACUUUUCCGCACCGCUGGUACAGCCACAUCGCCGCUUAGUGUGUGAUGGGCCACUGCGCUUAUGCCGCGUCAACAAGCUCCUGGGUCGGCCGACUCAUUUGUUUCCUGAAGACGAUGUCUUGGAGCAAAGCAAUAUGUUUUUGCCCGUCCAUCUGCUUCUCUGCAAUGACCUGGCAGUCGUCGUAUCAGACUUGGCCGCGAGCGAAUCCCCAGCCACUCCUGUAUCCCCCUUGAAUCCAUCCGAUCCGGAUUCUGUGGACCUGAUCGCUGUGCUCAAGCCACAAGUCCGCAUGGUCCAGCAAAAGGGCAAAAACCGUCUAUUGCCGCCUGCAUCAGUGACAGGAGAAGUCAUGUCUUCGCCAAAGCAUCAACGCUCAGAUUCGUUUGGUGAAUUUGUAUCAGCAGGGUCCAGCGAUGUGAAUACUCCAGCUGUGCCGCCUGAAGGGGAACAUGACAUUCUCGAUUUGCGUGACAUUGAGAAAAAGCUGGACGAAAAACGAAACCAGCAGAUUGCUGAGGCUAUGGCGGCAGAACCUGCCAUGGCAACAACAUCUGAGCCCGUGUCACUGAUUGAUGAGCCACUUGUAGAAGAACCUGCUACGGUGCCCACUGACACUAGGCCACCGCCCUCCGCUUCGCUGCCAUCGACCUCCCGCUGGACCGGGUCGCUUUGGCACAAGCUUUCUGCUAUCAGUUCAUUUGGUGAGCAAAAGCAUCGCCCUCCUCAUCCCCAUCGGCGUCCGUCCGUUGUACGGCAUCGGUCAUCUACGCUACCAAUAUCUGGUGCGCCAGGCUUUGACCCGGACUCGUCUCUUCACUGGAAUCGCGGUCAGUGGUCGCUUAGCGCGCAGGCAGAGCAAGAAAGAGAGAAGCAGCCGAUCCCUGUGGCUUUACAUGGCCGACGAGAGGAUACUGACAUGGUCGUCGAGCCGUGGCAUGCUGCACGCGUGCAGGCACUGCUACCGCGCCGUCUUCGCCUGGGCAAGAGCUGGUCAUUGCUCUACUCACUGGACCAGCAUGGGGCAAGUCUUGCUACCCUUUAUAACCGGGUCGGACGAACGCUUGAUCCGCAACAUCGGCGUGCAGCACCUUCCGAGGCAUGGCUCCGUGGCUCUUCUACGGCUGCGCAGUCGGCUGUGAUGGGAUCCAGCUCUUCAGAGGCUUUUCACGUCGGGGGUGGUGUGGAUCUGAGCGAUGCUGGUAUCGUACUCGCAAUACGUGAUACAAACAACAAUGUUUUCGGUGCAUUUGUCAACGAGCCUCUGCGUAUCUGUUCUCACUAUUAUGGGAAUGGUGAAUGCUUCCUGUGGAAAACAGUACAGCGCCGACUUCCCGCCCCACCGAGCGCAACGGAUGGCGACGCCAGCAAAUAUGACGACCUACAUCCUGACCUUGCCAUCGAGGUGUUCCGCUGGACGGGAAAAAAUGAUUACAUGGUAUUGUCGGAGUCUGAUUAUUUGUCCGUUGGUGGUGGUGAGGGGCGAUAUGGUCUCUGGGUAGACGAAAAGCUCGACAAGGGUCUCUCGUCCAAAUGCCCUGCCUUUCUUAACGAAGUUCUAUGCAAUGCACAGGAAAGCUCUGCAAUGCAUGCCGGAGAUAUCGGGCCUAAGGCACCUAUGGACCUGAUUUCAAAUGACUUGGACGAACAACCAAAGGCACUCGAGACGGAGAAAUUCCGUUGUCUCGGUGUCGAGGUGUGGGCGGUAGGAUUAGAUUAA
Messenger RNA from Malassezia sympodialis ATCC 42132, 4812 nucleotides. RefSeq lists its product as uncharacterized. Lineage: Eukaryota; Fungi; Basidiomycota; Malasseziomycetes; Malasseziales; Malasseziaceae. Gene Ontology annotation, molecular function: guanyl-nucleotide exchange factor activity. The record is from RefSeq and is a predicted model, not a curated record. Gene Ontology annotation, cellular component: cytoplasm.